AUGGCCACUCUCAGAAGGUUUCAGACGCUGGUUCCACUGAAUCACAAAGGAGGUAAUGUAUUUGAAAUUGUUGAAGAGACCAAGCUGCCGAAGUGGUUCUACGUCGAGUAUCUGGAAGAUCCGAAGAGAAUGUACGUGGAACCGUCCAUAGUGGAAAUCAUGUUAGGUAAGGACGGAGAACGCAUCCCGCAUGUUGAAAGUAUGUUGCAGACAGUGAUUCAUGUGAACAUGUGGGGCCCUGAAAAACGAGCUGAGAUUUGGAUCUUCGGGCCGCCUUCUUUUCAAAAGGACGUUGGUCAGAUGCUCUCUAAUGUGGCUCACUAUUGGCGCAUGAAACUGAUGGAAAAGGAGGCUCUGGAGGCUGGAGUUGAGCGUCGUCUUACGGAGGCCCGUAAGGUGGCCACCCAGGAGACUCCUGUGACAGUCCGUGAGGCUGUCACCCAGACAGAUCCUGUGAUGGUCAGCGAGGCUGCCACCCAGACGGUUCCUGUGGUGGUCAGCGAGGCUGCCAACCAGCCGAAUCCUGUGAUGGUCUCUGAGUCUGCCAUGCAGCCAACUCCUGUUACCGAGGCUGUUACCGAGGCUGCCACCGAGUUGGAUACAGUGCAGGUCCGUGAAGCUGCCUAGCAGCAAGCCUUCUCCCAGCACACUUCAGAGUAGGUCCACCAGGUUGUCAAUGGGCAGUCUCUCAUUGAAGUCUUUGAGGCUGCCACACAGCAGCCUUCUGUAGAUGCUGUCUACGAGGCUGCCACCCAGAUGGCUCCUGUGAUGGUCCAUAAGGCUUCCACCCAGAUGGUUCCUGUGAUGGUCAGCAAGGCUGCCACCCAGCAGUCUCCUGUGAAGGUCUGUGAGGCUGCCACCCAGCAGUCUCCUGUGAAGGUCUGUGAGGCUGCCACCCAGCAGUCUCCUGUGAAGGUCUGUGAGGCUGCCACCCAGCAGUCUCCUGUGAAGGUCUGUGAGGCUGCCACCCAGCAGUCUCCUGUGAAGGUCUGUGAGGCUGCCACCCAGCAGUCUCCUGUGAAGGUCUGUGAGGCCGCCACCCAGCUGAAUCGUGGGGUGGUAGCUGAUGCUACCCAGUUGGCUCAGUUGAAGGCUGGUGAAGCCUUCUCCCAGCACACUUCAGAGGAGGGCUACCAGGUUGUCAAUGGGCAGUCUCUCAUUGAAGUCUGUGAGGCUGCCACACAGCAGCCUUCUGUAGAUGUCUCUAUGGCCUUAUCCCAGAAAUGUCCUGAGGUUUUUGAGUGUGAGAGUCAGAGUUCUUUAGAUGACAGUUAUGUCAUAAUUCAGCGUCCAACAGAUGUCUUGGAAUCAUUUAUCAUGUUAUAA
Molecule: messenger RNA, 1326 nt
Organism: Arvicanthis niloticus (Nile rat)
Lineage: Eukaryota; Metazoa; Chordata; Mammalia; Rodentia; Muridae
Source: RefSeq, a predicted model, not a curated record